AUGGCUUGUGCCAACGGCUCUGUCCCACUGCUCCUGCCCUGGACCAACAAUACAGUGUCUGCAACCGGCAAAAUCCUAUCCCAGGGCUGCAUCGGCCAGCUUGGUGGCAUCUAUGACAGCGCAACUUCUACCACAUUUGCAGAGGUCGACUACGCAACCUGGCCAGGCAGUAGAGAUUCGGUCGGACUGGCGUCAGGGAGCUCUUCCAUCUUCUUCAACGAUGCUGCAGCUUUCGGUCUCAAACCAGCUACGAACAAGUUUGCAUCCUUCCCCAUGCGGACCAAUGGUUCCAAAGACACCAGCGCUGAAGCGUUCUUGAAGAAUGAUCGAGAUCACAGAGCGACUCUUCCUCUGGGCAUGGACUCAAGCUUUCUGAACUACCUCGUUGAUUCAGGCCAAGCUUCUUCCACAACUUACGGACUGUGGGCUGGAUCCGAGUCCGAAGAAACUCCACAGGAAGGUCUUCUUGUCGUAGGUGGCUAUGACGAAACUCGGCUCAAGAGUGCUGCCACCACUUUUCCUAUGUUUUCCGAUUGCCCAACAUGUGCCAUUCUGACGGCCAUCACAUACGACGUUGGGAGUACGAGUACCACUCUCUUUGCAGCAGCCACAGACACACUUGUUGUCCAUCUUGAUCCCUUCUCCUCGGACAUAAGACUCCCCGCGGCAAUGCUUCAGAACCUAGCGGCUGCGGAAAAGA
Parastagonospora nodorum SN15 is the source of this 700-nucleotide messenger RNA. RefSeq lists its product as hypothetical. The annotation marks the transcript as partial. The transcript has 3 exons. The record is from RefSeq and is a predicted model, not a curated record. Lineage: Eukaryota; Fungi; Ascomycota; Dothideomycetes; Pleosporales; Phaeosphaeriaceae.